AUGAAUCCCGUGAAAAACCGUGAAUAUAUGUACCAGCUUAUUAUCAGCCAGUUAUAUUAUGAUAAUCACCAGCAACUGGCAAUCAAUUUGGGAAAGGCCGUUAACGAAUGUCGGCCUUGUCCUCCUUCGGACAAGUUGUAUCGAAUGAUCAGUGCCUUUGAAAAGAUUGAAAAUGCGGAAAAUAAGGACAAGGACCAGAAUCAGUUUCUGAACGAAAGUCCUUCAACCGGAUUGGACAUGGAAUAUGACGCGUAUAUUCUUCCGACGACCCCUGAACCGGCGUUGUACGAAACGAUUUUCAUCACGUCCCACAAAGAAGCGUGCAGAGCUUGUGCGUUUAACGAUGAUGGAAGUCUGGUGGCUAGCGGCUCAGCGGACGCUUCGAUCAAAAUAAUGGACGUGGAACGAAUGAUUGCGCGUGAAAAUCUGCCGCCUGAGAUGGAGCAGUCAAACGAGGUGAAAUGUCUCGCUUUCCACCCUCGGGAACAGAUUUUAGCUUCCGGCUCUCAGGACUCAACGCUUAAGUUUUUUGACUUUACAAAAUCUUCGGUUAAACGUGCUUUUAAGACGGUUUUUGAAGUUGAGCCGGUGCGCUGCUUGUCUUUCCACCCCACCGGUGAUUUCAUUCUCGUUGGCACUAACCACCCUACGCUUCGAAUAUAUGAUGUGGAAACGAUUCAGUCGUUCGUCACCAAGGUUCCCACCGAUCAGCACUGUGGAUCUAUAACAGAUGUUCAUUAUGCGAGCAGUGGCCGAUGUUUCGUUUCGGCAUCGAAGGAUGGCUCAAUCAAGAUCUGGGACGGUGUUUCUUGUCGCUGUAUCAACACCUUCCAGCGUGCGCAUGACGGUGCCCAGAUUUGCUCAGUAGUUUUCACCAGAAACGGCAAGUACAUUCUCAGCAGCGGAAAGGACAACAUAUUAAAACUAUGGGAACUUUCGACCAAUCGUUGUCUCAUCGCAUAUACCGGCGCAGGUGCAACUGGCCAGCAGGAGCACCGCAUUCAGGCUGCAUUUAACCACACGGAAGACUACGGUAAAUGGCUUUCAGAAGUUAUUGGUCGUCAGUGCAUAAACUUUCAAUUUUCAGUGUUGAUCAUAGAAAAGUACACGUCUAAAGUUUUUUGCAUUUCGCUGGUCCGGAAUAAGGGUAUCAAUAACGCUUAG
Molecule: messenger RNA, 1164 nt
Organism: Soboliphyme baturini
Lineage: Eukaryota; Metazoa; Nematoda; Enoplea; Dioctophymatida; Soboliphymatidae
Source: the annotation of a GenBank genome assembly